AUGGCCUCCUGGACACUUCCCUACCGGGUUGAGGCCGUCGACCGCGAACCGGGCUUCUACUGGCAGGAUCUCGACGAUGGCCCCAACGAUGGUUCCAGCGACUUCUUUGGUCAGUUUAUCAACUUCGACACCGACAUCCCCUCCUCCAUGGCCGAUCCUCACGGUCCCGAUCCUGCCGUGCCCACUUUGCCAGGCAGCAUCCUCGAUCAUCACGCCGAGUCCACCGCCUCAUCCGGCGUGUCAACAACCGAAGAUGAGUUCGACUUCUUCUCUUGUAGUUCCCAGGUCGACGCGACCAUGCCAUCUCAGCCCAGCUCAUCUACCGCGCCCACACUCUCUCAUGAGAUUGAUCCUCGGAGUCUCGCGCUUGCGAGCAGUGAUGACUUCACCACCGAUAAGCCUUCCCAGGUACCCCGGGUCUCCAUGUCCGACCCAGCGCUGCCUCGAGUGGAAGGUAUCUCACUACAGGGCUCGCCUGUGAAGCGAGAACCGGCCUCACAGCCCUCUUCGCCGACACCGCCCAACACCAACAUCAGGAAGCCCAACAAGUUUGUCGAAGCACUCUCAUCCACCAUCCGUAAGGCCGGCAAGCUUCGCAAGGCCAAGAAGCCCAUCAUCAUUGAUCGCUCAGCCUCUCCGACGAUGGACAAUCCACCCCGAGCCUUGAGGCUGCAGCAUCACGAAUAUGGCAACGGUAACGACGCGUUCCCACACUCUCCGACUGGGAGGCCGGACAACGCCCACUUCGUCCAUGGAAUCCUCGAUGAUCCUUUCAAUGAGAUACCCGCGCCGCCCCCGGCCGACUCACUCCGGUUCUUCGGCAGCAACGGACUCCACACACCGGUCGAGUCCCCAGGAGUGAAGCCAGAGCAUGGCAACUUUCCGCCCGAGAUGGCCGGACAAGCACACCAAGCGUCCUGGCAACACCAGCAACAGCCACAUCCCCACCCACACCCGCACCAACAGCCGCCUCAGGGGCACUCGCACCCUGUCGUCGUGGCGGGAUCCGCGCCAGAGUCAUGGGCAGCACACGAGUACAUGGCCCAGAACCCUCACCAGAGCGGCUGGUGGGACCUGAACCUGAUCAGCCAGAACGGCGAGUACGUUGUGGUUGAUCCGCAGCAGCAGAAGAACGCAAACCUCAACCUGGCCAUGCACGCCCAGCACGCCGAGCUGCCGUACGAGUACCAGGUCCACGACCCCAACGCCCCAGGGCUCAUGAUCCAUAUGCCACAGCCCCGAGCAGCUCCAGCUGCCGUCCACGACCUCACCCUCAACGCGCAGACCUACCUUCCUCCUCCACCUCCGAUCCCACCGACGAACGCGACCUCUGAGCGCCAUCGGCCACCGAGAGCCCCUUCGUCUGGUGCCCGACACCUCUCAUGCUCGCCGAUCCGCAAGACUCGUCAACCAUCCGCAUCUCCCACGCCAGCAACAGCGCACUCGCGCCACAGCUCAAACGGAUCCGCGACAUCAGCACGCAGCGCCUCAGGGCGAGGCAUCGUUCCCGGGACUCCGACGGCGAUGCGCAAGCAGCGACGAUCACGGGAGCCCAGCGGCGGCAGCGUAGGCGGGGGAGGUGAGAUUGGCUUCGUCAACUUCACGCCCAGCGACGGCAGCAUCCUCAUGACAGGCGUGGCUCCAAGCGGCAGCUCCAAGACCAAGGCGCGGCGAGAGCGCGAGGCCAUGGAGCGACGGCGACGGCUGAGCGAGGCGGCCAUGAAGGCGGUUCAAGCGGCGGGCGGCGAUGUCGACAAGUUGAUGGAGCAAGGCUUUGCCUUUUAG
Molecule: messenger RNA, 1785 nt
Organism: Fusarium keratoplasticum
Lineage: Eukaryota; Fungi; Ascomycota; Sordariomycetes; Hypocreales; Nectriaceae
Product: Developmental regulatory protein wetA
Exons: 1
Coding region: 1-1785 (594 amino acids)
Source: RefSeq, a predicted model, not a curated record